Messenger RNA from Alosa alosa (allis shad), 2723 nucleotides. Its product is annotated as interferon-induced GTP-binding protein Mx1-like. The transcript is spliced from 14 exons. NCBI's taxonomy places the organism in Eukaryota, Metazoa, Chordata, Actinopteri, Clupeiformes, Clupeidae. The record is from RefSeq and is a predicted model, not a curated record. The coding region runs from base 209 to 2113 and encodes 634 amino acids. Gene Ontology annotation, biological process: defense response to virus. Gene Ontology annotation, molecular function: GTPase activity; microtubule binding; GTP binding. Gene Ontology annotation, cellular component: microtubule; membrane; nucleus.
AUGAGUUUCGUUCCGCCUAGCCCAAGCUCGAGGGUUAAUUUAGUUAGAAAAAAACAGCUUUUUUAUGUGAUGUUACUGUGUGAGUCAACACUGGAAGUUCCUCCAAGAGCUCUUUCAGUUUCAGUAUUACACAGUGGGAUAUAAAUGAGUUAGCAAAACUGCCUCUCGGCACUCGUUGCACACAGAGCUGGGAGGGUAAGUAGGUACAAUGGAUAAGUGGAACCCUGUGGAUAGUGACGAGGAAAUCCAAUCUCUCUCUGAGGAGGAGAUAGGGAAAGGUAUCAGUAAAGAAAUGGAUGGGGUAUUCCACAGUCAUUUGAGUGGACGGGUACGGCCCUAUUUGGACCUCAUCGACUCACUGCGUCUGAUGGGCAUCGAUCAGGAUCUACCCUUGCCUGCGAUAACAGUGAUCGGAGACCAGAGCUCAGGGAAGAGCUCCGUGUUGGAGGCGCUGUCUGGAGUAGCUCUCCCCAGAGGCAGUGGUAUUGUAACUCGAUGCCCGCUGAUGCUGAAGUUGAGGAAGUUGAAGGGAGGUGUGCAGUGGAAGGCCAUCAUCUCCUACAAAGACACGACUACUGAAUUCACUGACCCCACUCUGGUUGAGGGCUAUGUCAAUGAGGCCCAGAAUGAGCUGGCUGGAGACGGUGUUGGGAUCUGUGACGAGCUGAUCAGCCUGGAGAUCAUGUCUCCUGAAGUGUGUGACCUCACUCUGAUUGAUUUACCCGGCAUUGCCCGGGUGCCUGUCAAAGGACAACCUGAUAACAUUGGAGAUCAGAUUAAAAGGCUCAUUCUAAGCUUUAUUGAGAAGAGUGAAACCAUCAACUUGGUGGUGGUUCCAUGUAAUGUCGACAUAGCAACAACUGAAGCUCUAAAAAUGGCCCAAGAAGUUGACCCAGAAGGGAAAAGAACUUUGGCUAUUCUGACCAAGCCAGACCUUGUAGAUCGUGGCACAGAAAAGAACAUUUUGGAGAUUGUUCACAAUCAAGUCAUUCCGCUGAGCAAAGGCUACAUAGUUGUGAAAUGCCGUGGUCAGCAGCAAAUUCAGGACAAGAUAUCUCUAGCAGAGGCCACCAGGAUGGAGAGAGAUUUCUUUAGACAACACAAGUACUUCAGCUGUCUUCUCAAUGAGGAAAAGGCCACAACCCAGUGCCUUGCCACUAAACUAACCCAAGACCUGGUGGGCCACAUCAAAAACUCUCUACCAACACUGUCAGAGCAGAUUAAAAAAGAGCUAUGGGAGUCAAGGAAAAGCUUGAGUCAGUGUGUGGGAGGUCCUCCCAUAGACCCCCCACAAAGAAAAAACUUCCUUGUGGACACUUUAACUCAGUUCAACAACAACAUCAACCGGCUGUCAGCUGGUGAAGUUGUCAAUGACGACAACCUGUUUGUGCUCCUGCGACUCCAUUUUCAGAAGUGGAAAGAUGAACUUGAGAGUAGUCAAAACUCAUAUUCUAUAAUGGUACAGGAUGUGGUGGACGAGUAUGACUUAAAGCACAGAGGAAGAGAGCUCCCUGGUUUUAGUGACUAUAAAGUGUUUGAGUUGGUCGUACAGAGACUGGUGAUGAAUCUACAAGGUCCUGCUCUUGACACUUUGAGGGUCAUCAGAGAAACCAUCGAGAAGCAGUUCAGCGAUGUCUCAAAAACCUGCUUCUCAAACUACCCUUUCCUCCAGUGUGUCACAAUGAACAAGAUUGACAAAAUUCAGUCGAGUCAGGAGGCCAAAGUGGAGGAGAGAAUCAAGGAGCAGUUUAAGAUGGAGCAGCUGGUCUACACACAGGACACCAUCUACUUCAAGACCCUGAAGAAGCAGGGAGAUCCCUCUGUGGAGAACUGCACUGAAUAUGACAGCAGGAGCAAGUAUCCUGAAAUGCUUCAGGCGUACUACGAGAUAGUGAUUCAGCGCCUGGCGGACCAGAUUCCCAUGCUGAUCCAGUUCUUCCUGUUGAAGGAGUCGGCUCGGGUGCUGUGCAGUGAGAUGCUUGGCCUCAUCGAGGGGGUGGACGUGGACAAGGCUCUGUGCGAGGGCUCGGACUGCAGCCGUCGCCGUAACGACCUGCAGGGUCGCAUCGAGCGUCUCAGCCUGGCUCAGGAGAAACUCAGCCAUUUCCUCUAAAUGGCCGAACCAUUGACAUGCAGCUGUUACAAGAAGUGUACAGUUGAGUUUAUGUUAUCAAAACAUAAAAGUUAUGUGCAUAAUAUACUAUGACUAUGGAUCACAAGCCCAUAAAUUAAACUGGUGCUAGAUUGUUUGCAAUUCAGACAUGGAUAUGAACAACUACAGUAGCUUUUUUAAUCAGGGAUAGCAUAACUAUACACAAUACAGCUUUUUUGUUAUCAUUCUUAUUUAUUGGAUUUUAUCAAAAACACUAAACAGUUUUCACAGGUCACAAAAUUUGUCCAAACUGGUAAUGUAGUAGUUGUAGUUCAUUUAUGGAUGAAAAAACAUUGUUCCAAAUAUAUCUUAGUCUACAUUAAAAACUGCAAUUUACAAGCCUGGUCGGUUGGUUCUGUGCAUAUAAACAGAGACGCCACAUCUUAUCUAAUCUAAGGGUAAAUAAAGAAUACAUUAAAACUAAAGCCACAAGGUGAUUCUGUCACAGGUUUAGUAUCUUGGUUACGCCACCUUAGAAUUAACUUGACUUCCUUCAUUAAUUAGGUCACUCUUUGCUGUAAUGAAGCACCCCCCUGCACCCACACCAACUCAGGGAAGGAUUUAGACAAAA